AUGGCAAAGUCGAAGAACCACACGACACACAACCAGUCUCGUAAAGCCCAUAGGAACGGCAUCAAGAAGCCCAGAUCUCACCGCUAUGAGUCCUUAAAGGGGGUGGACCCUAAGUUCCUGAGGAACAUGCGCUUUGCCAAGAAGCACAACAAAAAGGGCUUGAAGGCAGCGAGGAAGGCCGCAGCUGCUGCUGCUGCCGCCGCCACCGCUGCCCCCAUCGCCGCCCCUGCUCAGAAAUGA
Molecule: messenger RNA, 240 nt
Organism: Nerophis lumbriciformis (worm pipefish)
Lineage: Eukaryota; Metazoa; Chordata; Actinopteri; Syngnathiformes; Syngnathidae
Source: RefSeq, a predicted model, not a curated record